Molecule: messenger RNA, 973 nt
Organism: Cajanus cajan (pigeon pea)
Lineage: Eukaryota; Viridiplantae; Streptophyta; Magnoliopsida; Fabales; Fabaceae
Source: RefSeq, a predicted model, not a curated record
UCCUUCAGUGCUCAUAUUCAUAUUCACAUUCAUUCAAAUCGAUGGCUCUCUACUCAAACUCUUUCUUCGCUCCUUCGCUUUUCCACCGUCCCAGCGCCUCACACGUUUCGCGUCGAAGUUUUUGUCCCAAUGCUUCGUUAAGCGCUUCUUCUCCUGAACCGCAAAGUGUUUCUUCUGCAACUUCCACAGCCACUGCGCCUUCUUCAUCCCCUGACCCUGCCUUCAACUAUGCGCUCGCCAACCCCAACGGUAACCCGCUCGUUAGGGUUUUUCGAGCCACCGAGUCUUCCAUUGAAAGGGUCAUUUUCGACUUCCGCUUCUUGGCAUUACUUGCUGUUGGAGGUUCCUUGGCAGGGUCACUAUUGUGCUUUCUAAAUGGUUGUAUUUAUAUUGUUGACGCAUAUAAAGUCUAUUGGACAAGCUGUGUCAAAGGAGUUCACACCGGACAGAUGGUUCUGCGUCUUGUUGAAGCAAUUGAUGUUUAUCUUGCUGGUACAGUUAUGCUGAUUUUUGGUAUGGGCUUAUAUGGAUUGUUCAUAAGCAAUGUACCUCCUGAUGUUCCACCUUCUGUUGACCGUGCUCUUAAAGGAUCCUCUUUGUUUGGAAUGUUUGCUAUGAAGGAGAGGCCCAAAUGGAUGAAAAUAUGCUCACUUGAUGAAUUGAAGACAAAGGUGGGACAUGUUAUUGUGAUGAUUCUUCUGGUAAAGAUGUUUGAGAGGAGCAAAAUGGUUACCAUUGCCACAGGAUUGGAUUUACUAAGUUAUUCAGUUUGUAUUUUCUUAUCAUCUGCAUCUUUGUAUAUCCUCCAUAACCUACAUAAGUCAGACUAGAAUGUAAUUGACCUUGUAAUAUACUCACUUAAGGGAUAGCAGGGAAUCAAAUUCUAAUUGAUUUGGUGCCUGAUUUUAGUUAUAUAGAAAAUAGAAAUUAUAGCAUGUUAAUUAUAAUAUUCAAUAGUUGUUAUAUUUUGGAA